Molecule: messenger RNA, 4017 nt
Organism: Sinocyclocheilus anshuiensis
Lineage: Eukaryota; Metazoa; Chordata; Actinopteri; Cypriniformes; Cyprinidae
Product: multidrug resistance-associated protein 5-like
Exons: 25
Coding region: 235-4017 (1260 amino acids)
Biological process (GO): transmembrane transport
Cellular component (GO): membrane
Molecular function (GO): ATP binding; ATP hydrolysis activity; ABC-type transporter activity
Source: RefSeq, a predicted model, not a curated record
UGGCGCGCUUCAAAACGCCGCCCGGGUUGAGCGGGGCGUCAAACUCUCCGCUGCGCCGCUUUUUAACGCGGUGAAACUUUUGCGCCGGAUCAGAGUAACGUUGCAUGCUGUUUAAGUGCAUGUGUCAUGUGCAGCGAGGGACCCAGAGAGCGCUGGCUUUCUGAAUAAAUCAUUUAAUAACCUGUGGGAACAUCCUGAAGCUGAUAGGAAAGAGGGUGUUUGAUAUAGGUAGGUAUGUUCUCAGAUGCUUUGGAGGCCGUAGGACGGGUGGAGGGGUUGACGCUGUCCCCUCCCCAGACUCUCCCAGACCCCGAUGAUGAGGUGGAACUGGGCUCCGAAACAAAAAGACGAGGCAGAUAUCGCCAUAGCUUACAGAUACUCAAGCCCUUUCGGAUCACGCACAAACAUCAGCACCCGGUGGACAAUGCAGGAUUUUUUUCCUUCAUGACCCUGCAGUGGCUGUCCCCUCUGGCAUGGAGGGCCCACAAAGCAUCCUGUCUCAAGAUUGAAGACAUGUGGGGUCUGUCUUGCCACGAGGCCUCAGAAACGAACUGCCAAAGACUGGAGUGGCUGUGGCACGAGGAGCUCAAGCGGCGAGGGAAGGACGCGGCGUCUCUGUCCCGGGUGUUCUGGAGGUUCUGUCAGACCCGUAUGCUGGUGGCCAUCUUCUCCCUGCUCAUCACCAUGGUGGCUGGAUUUGUUGGACCUGCUCUGCUGAUCCGAGCCCUGCUGGAGUACUCUCAGUGCGCAGAGGUGAAACUGCUGUAUGGUCUGGCUCUGGUCGGCGGGAUUUUCCUCAUGGAGCUGACACGCUCCUGGUCUCUAGCUUUCAUGUGGGCUGUCAGCUACCGCACGGCCGCACGCCUCCAGGGAGCCGCGCUCACUUUCGCCUUCCAGAAGAUCCUGCGACUACGCAGCACUAAAGACAUCAGCACUGGAGAGCUGGUAAACAUUUGCUCCAGUGAUGGACAGCGUCUGUACGAGGCCAUCUCGGUGGGCUGUCUGCUGGCUGGAGGGCCUCUCGUUGGGAUUUUGGGUCUGUCAUACACCAUCUAUUUCUUAGGACCGACUGCACUCGUGGGAUCGGCCAUUUUUGUCUUCUUCUACCCCACCAUGAUGCUGGCCUCCCAUUUGACAGCAUAUUUCCAUAAAAGGUGUGUGGUGGUUACAGACCGGCGCGUCCGGCUGAUGAACGAGAUCCUGGGCUGUAUUAAGUUCAUUAAGAUGUACUGCUGGGAGACGGCGUUUGCUAACAACAUACAAAGGGUUCGAUCAGAAGAGAGGAGGAUCCUGGAGAGGGCCGGCUGUGUUCAAAGCCUGACGGUGGGUGUGGCUCCAGUGGUGGUGGUGAUAGCCAGCGUGUGCACGUUCACUCUUCACAUGGCUCUGGGCUAUGAUCUCACCGCAGCACAGGCCUUCACCAUCGUUGCUGUUUUCAACUCCAUGACCUUUGCUCUAAAGGUCACGCCCUUGGCGGUGCGUGCUUUAUCUGAAGGCUCCGUGGCCGUGAAAAGAUUUCAGAAGCUCUUCUUGAUGGAGGACAGGGAGCUGAUCUCAAACAAAAUGGAAGAUCCCUAUAAUGCGGUGGAGUUUAAAGACGCCACACUGGCCUGGGAGAAGACCAGCGGCUCGGGGGAAAAGAGCCGAGCCCAGCAGAAAAGAGGAGGCAUGAAGAGGGUUUUGAGGAGGGAGAAGCUGAGCUUGUACAUCACCACAGAGGACAGCAAAGGGGAGAGCGAGGAAGCCAACGCAGAGCACCUCCUCACACACAUGGAGCAGGAGAGCCCACAGAGCACCAUCUCCUCCACACAGAGCAUCCGACCUCCGCUGCACAAAACCCUGCACCGCAUAGACCUCUGCAUCCGGAAGGGGUCACUGGUUGGGGUUUGUGGAGGAGUCGGCAGUGGAAAGAGCUCGCUGCUAUCUGCUCUACUGGGACAGAUGACCCUUCUUGGCGGCUCAGUAGCUGUAAACGGAGACUUCGCAUAUGUUGCUCAACAGGCCUGGAUCCUCAACGAUUCCCUCAGGGAGAACAUCCUGUUUGGAAAAAAAUACAUUGAGGAGAAGUACAACGCAGUUCUGGAAGCCUGCUGUUUAUUUCCUGAUAUUAUUGAGCUGCCAUAUGGCGAUAUGACUGAGAUAGGAGAGAGAGGGGCCAAUCUGAGCGGCGGUCAGCGGCAGAGAGUGAGUCUGGCCCGUGCGCUGUACAGCGAGAGACCCGUCCUUCUGCUCGAUGACCCCCUCAGCGCCGUCGACGCUCACGUGGGAUCGCACCUAUUCCACAGCGCCAUCCGCCGCGCGGCCAAGAGCAGGACUGUCAUCUUUGUCACGCACCAGCUGCAGUUCUUGCCUGAGUGUGAUGAGGUGGUGUUAAUGAAGGACGGUCAGAUAGCAGAGCACGGCACACACGUCCAGCUGAUGGAGAAAGGCCGAGACUACGCUGCCCUUUUCAACAGCGUGCAGGAAGAGAACCUUGUGAGGAAGAACCUGAAAAACAAGCAGAGGGCCGUGGAGGAGAGCAGCCCGCGGUCCCUGCAUGUCAGCCCUGCAGCCAAAACACAUACUGAGAGCAAGAAAGGAGAUCAGCUCAUGCAGGCGGAGGAAAAGGGGAGCGGGGCCGUGGACUGGCAAGUGUACACUACUUACAUCAAGGCUGCCGGAGGGCCUCUGGCCUUCAUCGUAAACAUCCUCCUCUUCCUCUUCACCACCGGCAGCAUCGCCUUCAGCAACUGGUGGCUCAGUCACUGGAUCGGGCAAGGCAGCGGGAAUUCCUCGCUGCUGCAGGGGAACGAGACCGCCGAGAGCGACAGCAUGCGACUGAAUCCACACAUACAGUACUACUCCAGGGUGUACGUCCUAUCCAUGGGGGUGGCGCUCUUCCUGAAGACGGUGCGAGGGCUGGUGUUCGUCAAGUGCACUGUGCGGGCAGCUUCGGUUCUGCAUGAUAAACUAUUUAAGACUCUACUUCUGAGCCCCAUGCGCUUUUUUGACACAACACCCCUGGGACGCAUUCUCAACCGAUUCUCCAGGGACAUGGAUGAGGUUGACGUGCGUCUGGCGAUGCAAGCCGAAAUGCUGCUCCAGAAUGUGACAUUAGUGCUGUUCUGCCUGGGAAUGGUGGGCGUUGUCUUUCCCUGGUUCCUGUUCUCCAUCAUUCCUUUAGGGGCGUUCCUCUUCAUCGUCAACCGCAUCUCCAGGGUUCUCAUUCGUGAGCUGAAGCGCCUGGAAAAUAUCAGCCAAUCCCCUUUCACCUCUCAUAUCACCAGCAGUCUGCAAGGCCUGUCCACUAUCUAUGCUUACGGCAGGGGUGCUGACUUCAUACACAGGAAUCAAGCCCUGCUUGACACAAACCAAGCGUGUCACUAUCUGUUCAGCUGUGCUAUGCGCUGGCUGGCUGUGCGUCUGGACCUCAUCAGCAUUUCUCUCAUCACCACUAUAGCCCUCCUCAUCGUCUUCAUGCACGGCCGCAUUCCUCCUGCCUACGCUGGUCUGGCCAUCUCCUACGCCGUACAGCUAACCGGCCUGUUUCAGUUCACCGUGAGGCUGCUUUCUGAAACCGAAGCCCGCUUUACAUCAGUGGAGCGGAUCAAUCAUUACAUAAAGAACCUGGAAAGCGAAGGUCCUCGACAGAUCUGCGGCUCCUCCGCUCCUGCUUCCAGCUGGCCAGAAGAAGGACGAAUCACCUUCCAGAAUGUAGAAAUGCGAUAUCGGGAUGACCUUCCUCUGGUUCUGAAGAAUCUCUCCUUUAGUGUACUUCCAGAAGAGACUGUAGGGAUAGUUGGCAGAACGGGCUCAGGGAAAUCUUCACUGGGCGUCGCACUCUUCAGACUAGCAGAGCUCAGCCGAGGAUCAAUCAUCAUUGAUGGUGUCAACAUCGCUCACAUUGGUCUGGAGGACUUGAGGAGCAAGCUGUCAGUCAUACCCCAAGAGCCAGUUCUUUUCAUUGGUACUGUCAGGUACGGUCCACGUCACUUUACCAAGACUAGCCGUGUGUUAUCAUUCCUGGAGUCAAAAUGA